Molecule: messenger RNA, 2497 nt
Organism: Megalobrama amblycephala (Wuchang bream)
Lineage: Eukaryota; Metazoa; Chordata; Actinopteri; Cypriniformes; Xenocyprididae
Product: methylcrotonoyl-coenzyme A carboxylase 2
Exons: 14
Coding region: 433-2322 (629 amino acids)
Biological process (GO): L-leucine catabolic process
Cellular component (GO): methylcrotonoyl-CoA carboxylase complex; mitochondrion
Molecular function (GO): methylcrotonoyl-CoA carboxylase activity
Source: RefSeq, a predicted model, not a curated record
UAGCUAUUAAUUUUAAUUUCAGUUUUACUUGUAGUUAUUUUAACAUCAAGUUAAACGAAAUGAAAACAAGAAACAUUGCCUUGGCAACUAGCUGAAAUUAAAUUUAAGUAAUGUAAGUGUUUUUUAAGUUUUUUAUAGGCCUAUUCUAAAUUAUUUCCGUUAACCUUUAUUUUAAUUCAAGUAACGGAAUAGUUUUAUGGUUUUAGUAUAAUAAUUUAGUAGAAUGUCUCUUACUACUGUUACUGUAUGUCAUAUUAUGCCCACAGUCAUUUACUGGUAUAUACUGCGCUCUAGUGGCCAUUAUUUCAUUAUGUAAUCUCUGCGUUAUAUCGCAAACACAAACGUUCCUUUAUGCUUGUUUCCUUCCAGACCUGUUUUCUUGUUACACUAUAACAAAAUUCAAUUUUUUAGACCUCUACCUCUCGUUUCAUCAUGUACUGUUGUAUGUUAAGGUCUUUUCAUAUAAAAGGGAAUAAACUCAUACAACUCACUAGAGCAUCAUUCUCUCAAAAUCCACAGUCAUGGGAUACAUCAUUAAAGCUUUCCAGCUGCACUGUAUACCGCUGCACACACUCACCUGUUUCAGGCAGUCUGUGGCAACCCUUGACACACAGGACACAACAGCCAGCAGCAUCACACCGCUGUAUGAGCUCCACUGCGCGCAGGAGACGCCUGCCAAGUGCCUUUCCAGUUAUAGAUGGAGCAUUUCAGCCAUCUCACAGACAUGUAUAUGAAGCCAAUCUCAGGAACAGCCUGAUCUGUCAGCAAAAAUACCUUGAACACAAGGAAAAAGUAAUGAAGGGAGGUGGUGAAAACGCCAUAGCACGGCAUACGCAGAGGAAUCGAAAGGUCCUGGUACGAGACAGACUCCGCUUGCUGCUGGAUGAUGAAGAUUAUUUAGAACUUUCUCCUUUUGCUGGACUUGGCCUGCCCUAUGGAGACAUUCCAGCUGCAGGCUGUCUCACAGGAAUUGGUAAAAUUAAUGGACUUUGGUGCAUGUUCUGUGCUAAUGACGCUACUGUGAAAGGAGGUACAGCGUAUCCCAUCACAGUUAAAAAGCAGCUCAGGGCGCAAGUUGUGGCUAUGCAGAAUCGUUUGCCUUUCGUUUAUUUGGUGGACAGUGGUGGCGCAUUUCUGCCUCUUCAGUCAGAGAUCUUUCCUGAUAAAAACCAUGGUGGACGCACCUUUUACAAUGAAGCAGUUAUGUCAGCAAUGAAAAUUCCUCAGGUGUCAGUAGUGUGUGGGUCAUGUACAGCUGGUGGUGCCUAUGUCCCCACUAUGUCUGAGGAGUCGGUGAUUGUCCACAGGAUAGGAACAAUAUUUUUAGGGGGUCCACCCUUGGUGAAGGCUGCCACCGGGGAGGAGGUUUCUCCAGAGGACCUGGGAGGAGCCAGGCUACACUCAGAGUAUGCUGUUUCCAUCGUUUUCUUGGGGAAAUCAACGGAGGCAUUGGCGGGUUCAUGGGCAAGGAGCUCGGGUGGCGCCAUCAGGGCUGAUGGCCUGAGCGGCAGCGGCAGGACAAAUGGCCUGGGCGGUGGUGUCAGGGCCGACCAGGGAAACAUGCUAGAGGAAGACACUCCGGCUGAGAGGCCCCUGUACAGCACGGACGAUCUCAUGGGCCUUGCAUGUCACAAUCACAGCAUGGAUGUCAGACUGAUAGUGAGUCGCCUGACCGAUGGUAGUCGGUUUCAGGAGUUCAAGGCCCGUUACGGUACCACCCUCCUCACUGGGUUUGCUAGAAUUGAAGGACAUCAGAUUGGAAUUGUGGCAAAUAAUGGAGAGCUGACGUAUGAAGCUUCCCUGAAAGGCAGUCAUUUUGUUCAGCUGUGUGACCAGAGGGACAUUCCUCUCAUCUUCCUGCAGAACACGGCUCCAGAACCUGCACACACACUCUCACAAACCAAGGCAGAGUCCAACACUAACAGACUGAAGGCUCAGGGUUCCAUGAUGUCUGCUGUGGCUUGUGCUUCUGUUCCAAAAAUUACUGUGGUUAUUGGAGGAUGUCAUGGAGGCGACAGCUAUGCUAUGUGUGGAAGGGCUUUUGACCCUAACUUCCUGUUCCUUUGGCCUAAUGCAAGAGUGUCAAUUUUGGCCCCAGGCCACUCAGAGGCAUUUGUGCAGACUGAAGAGGAAAUCACACAGAUUAAUGAGAUGUUGGAGGAAGAGAGUUCAGCAUUCUUUUCCACUGGCAGACUGUGGGAUGAUGGUGUUAUUCUACCUCAAGACACCAGAAAGGUUUUGAGCAAGUGUCUGAAAAUCAUUAAGCAACAAGAGUAUCAAUUGUCCAGAGAGAAGAUGAGGACUCCCUUUCUCCGAAUGUAACACUACCAGAAAGUGGACUUUUUAAACUUGUAUAAGGUCUUUAUUAAAGUAAUAAACUAACACACAUUUUAAAGACACUUUAUUAUAAAGACAAUUUGCCUGUAACUUGCCAUCAGAAGCAGUGCCUUAUUGUUGUUAUUUUCUGGCUGAUGUAAAAUAAACAAAUGUGUACAUA